UGGCGGAAGUUCCUCUGUAAGCUGAGGCCUCUUAUUUCCAAUGGCGACCGAAAACUGGCUAAGCAGAGAGCGGAGUCGAAGCCACAUUUCAUAAUAAAUACACGACAAACUAGAGCUGUAGUUGGUUUCAGGACAGGCGUUUGAAUCGAGCCGCGGCCGAAACGAUGGACAGGAGCGGGAGUGUUUCAAGCCUGGAGUCAGAGCUCUAUUUCCUCAUUUCUCGCUUUUUGACAACUGGUCCUUGUCGAAGAGCGGCAGAGGUUCUCGUGAGGGAGCUGGAGGAACACCAGCUCCUGCCGCGGAGGCUGGAUUGGGAAGGAAACGAACACCCAAGAUCAUAUGAAGAUUUAAUUGCUGCCAACAGGCAUAUUGCGCCAGACCAUUUGCUUCAGAUAUGCAAGCAGAUCGGCCCAAUUCUGGACAAGGACAUGCCAUCUGGUGUCCCAGGAGCUCGUUCUCUUUUGGGGGUGGGAAGACACUCCCUACUUGGUAAAGCUAAGGAUUGCAGUACUAGGGUAUGGAAAGGCUCAUCCUUCGCUGCACUUCACAGAGGGAGACCUCCAGAGAGACCUGUAUGCUGCACAGAUGCCCCUAAUUUGGUGGAAGUGUGUCGAGGCAGGGAACUGACCGGUGCUCAGCGGUUCAGCUUUGUUCACCCAGUUAGCAACUAUCAACACAUGAAAAUGCACAGAAGAAUUCUGGGACACCUUUCUGCUGUUUACUGCAUCGCCUUUGAUCGGACAGGAUCCAGGAUUUUUACAGGUUCAGACGAUGCCUUGGUAAAGAUUUGGUCUUCUUAUGAUGGGAGGCUCCACUCCACUCUGCGGGGACAUCAUGCUGAAAUAUCAGACCUCGCUGUCAACUUGGAAAACACCCUGAUAGCAGCUGGGAGCUGUGACAAAACCAUCCGUGUCUGGUGCCUUCGUACCUGUGCCCCAGUGGCAGUCCUACAGGGACACAGUGGAUCCAUUACCUCUUUACAGUUUUCACCAUUUGUCAAGGGCUCGAAAAGGUACAUGGUCUCCACAGGAACUGAUGCAACUGUGUACUUCUGGCAGUGGGAUGUAAAUAAUACUAGUUUUAGUGAUCGUCCCCAGAAGUUCACAGAAAGACCAAGACCUGGUGUUCAGAUGGUGUGCUCUUCAUUCAGCCCUGGUGGGAUGUUCUUGGCUACAGGCAGCACAGAUGAUAUAAUUAGGAUUUACUACUUGGGCAGUGGAAGUCCUGAGAAAAUGGCAGAACUUAAUUCUCACACAGACAAAGUUGACAGUAUCCAGUUUUGCAAUAUAGGAGAGAGAUUUGUAAGUGGCAGUCGUGAUGGGACUGCCCGCAUCUGGCAGCUGCAUCAGAGACACCAGUGGAGAAGCAUUUUACUGGACAUGUCUGCUACACUGCCUGGCUCUGUUCCAGCAUCAGAAGAAGAAUGUUUUUUUAAACCCAAGGUUACCAUGGUGUCCUGGGAUCGCCAUGACAGUACAGUCAUCACUGCUGUUAAUAAUCAUCAUCUCAAAGUGUGGAAUUCCUACACAGGACAGUUGCUGCAUGUUUUAAAGGGUCAUGAGGCAGAAGUAUUUGUGCUAGAGCCACAUCCAUAUGACCCUAGAGUCAUGCUUUCUGCAGGACAUGAUGGGAAUGUUUUCAUAUGGGACCUUGUGAAAGGCACCAAGACUCAGCAUUAUUUUAACAUGAUUGAAGGGCAAGGACAUGGUGCUGUAUUCGAUUGCAAGUUCACUCCUGAUGGUCACCGCUUUGCCUGCACGGACUCUCAUGGGCAUCUGGUGAUUUUUGGAUUUGGAAGUUCUAAACCCUAUGAAAAGCUUCCGGAUCAGGUGUUUUUUCACACUGACUACCGACCAUUGAUCAGAGACUCUAAUGGUUUCGUUCUGGAUGAGCAAACCCAGCAAGCUCCUCACCUCAUGCCUCCACCCUUCCUGGUAGAUGUGGAUGGUAACCCUCAUCCCCCAAAGUAUCAGAGACUGGUGCCGGGAAGGGAAAACUUUUCAGAUGAACACCUGGUUCCACAGCUGGGCUACGUUGCUACAAGUGACGGUGAGGUCGUGGAGCAGGUGAUCAGUCAGCAGCCAGCAGAGAGUGAGGAGCCUCAGGUUCGCCGAAGCAUUCUGGACGAUGCCAUCCGCCAGCUCCAAGAACAACAGGACAGGCGGGCUGGAGGACAGGCUGUAGCUGCCCUUGUAGGUGCCCCCGGAACACCGAGAAGAGUGUCUCUAAGUGAACGUAUGGAAGUGCAGUCUCCUCCUAAUGUUGGACUCCGGCGCAGUGGACAGGUGGAGGGAGUGCGGCAGAUGCAUCAGAAUGCCCCUCGCAGUCAGAUGGCCACAGAGAGAGACCUGCAGGCUUGGCGUCGCAGAGUUGUGGUACCUGAACUCACUUUCAGUUCAUACAGGUCUCAGGAGUCUUACCGCAUAGCAAAAGGUGAAGAGGAGAUUGCUGUCUACAGUACUAAAAAACGCAGAAUAAUACAAGGGACAUUCAAGGAUGACUCUGAUGAUGACGGAGUGUGUACCAAGCAAGCUCAGUCCCGUAAGCGUCAGAAGCAUUUGGUGAGCAAAGAUGGUGUAAGGGAUUAUAUAGAGUUCUCCUGUGAAGAGGGAGAGGAGACUGCUUCCUCCGAGGACAAUGAAAUGGAAGGAAGUGAGAUGGACUCUUCAAAUGAGGAGGAAGAGGAGUGGAGAAGUGACAGCUCAAGCCGUUCAUCCAGUGAAUGCUCAGACUGGACGGCUGAUGCUGGAAUCACUGUACAACCAGCUCUGUCCUCCCGAAGACGUGCUCGCAGACAAAUCAGCAGUUCGGAGGACGAGGACGAGGAUGAGGAGGAAGAAGAGGAAGAGCACGAUGAUGAUGAUGAAGGAGACAACAUGGUAGAAGAGAAGCAAAAGGAACAAAGCAGGAGUAAAGAAGCAGAGUCUUCACCUCAGAAGCUUAAGAACAAGAUGAAAAGCAAAAUGCCAAAGAAUCCAAAACCAAGACCCUCUGUGAACAGAGAACUGUCCAGCGAGUUCCGUCCCUCACCCUGGAUUACUGACGUUGUUCCUCGGAAGUCCCCGUUUGUCCCGCAAAUGGGAGAUGAGGUGAUCUACUUCCGUCAAGGUCAUGAGGCCUAUCUGGAAGCUGUAUGCAAGAGUAAUCUUUACCCUAUAAAUUUGGAUAAGCAGCCAUGGAGAAAGAUGCAACUGAGAGAUCAAGAGUUUGUUCAAAUAACUGGAAUCAAAUAUGAAGUGUGUCCUCCAACUCUUUGUACUUUGAAACUGACACAGAUUGACCCUGGAACAGGCCAAAUAACGGACCAGUCUUUUUCUGUAAAGUACCAUGAUAUGCCAGAUGUCAUUGAUUUUCUUGUACUCCGUCAAAGUUAUGAUGAGGCACGCAACAGGGUUUGGAGGCCAAAUGAUCGCUUCCGGUCUGUGAUUGAUGACGCAUGGUGGUUUGGGACUAUAGUUUGUCAGGAGCCGUAUCAGCCUGAAUAUCCCGACAGCCUUUUCCAGAGUUUCAAAGUCAAGUGGGACAACGGAGAAACGGAGAAGCUCAGUCCAUGGGACAUUGAGGCUAUUCCAGAAAAUGCUCUGCAGCCAGAGUCAGUGGGAGCAGGAGUUCCAGUCACAGAUGAAGAGAUGAACGACAUCUUGUACAAGCCUCGGGAGGGUGAAUGGGGAGUGAGGAGCCGAGAAGAGGAGAGCAUGCGGAUCAUAGCAGGCAUCGACCAGCUCAUAACAGUGGAUAUUGCUGCACCAUUUUCUGGCCCGGUGGACCUGACACAGUAUCCUGCAUACUGCACUGUAAUUGCCUACCCCACUGAUUUGGGCACUAUCCGAAUGAGGCUUAAGCACAGUUUUUAUAGGAGGCUUUCUGCACUAAUUUGGGACACAAAGUAUAUCUUUCUCAAUGCAAGGACUUUCAAUGAGCCACGGAGCAAGAUAGCACAAUCAGCUAAGCUCAUUACAGAUGUUCUGUUAAAAUUCAUUAGUAAACCACACUGUACAGAUAUUAUGGACAUCUAUAAUGCAGUUGAAAAUAUGGAGUACACUGAGGAUGAGGAUCUGGACGAAGGAGAUGCACCAGGUACCUCUGCUGGACAGACCUCACAGCAGACAUUAGUGGAGGUGUUACCAGACCGAGAUGCCUGGAAGGAUGCUUGCAAGCGAUUACUGGACUACAUGUUUCAGUGUGAGGACUCGGAACCCUUCCGCCAGCCUGUGGAUGAGAAUGAGUACCCGGACUACACAAAUAUUAUAGAUACUCCCAUGGAUCUGGAAACAGUGUGGCGAACCCUUGAUGAAGACCGUUAUGAAAACCCUACUGAUUUAUGCAAAGAUACCAGACUAAUUUUUGCAAAUGCUAAAGCAUUCACACCAAACAAACGUUCAAAGAUUUACAGCAUGACAUUGCGUUUGUCUGCACUAUUUGAGGAACGCAUUAGAAAAAUCAUAUCUGACUACAAGACUGCAGUGAAAAACUGCUCCCGCCUGCGACGCAGUCAGAGGUUUAGAAAGCGUCUUCAGCAGCAAGACCCAGCUGUUUCUCUCCUGAAACUGGAAUCCACUGGUCAAAAGAGGGCUGCUGUUAAAACUCAGGAACAAGUGGAACUGCCUGCAACAAAAUCUACCUCAGCCAAAGUGUCUGCACCAGAGCGCUCGAGCAGGAGGAGGCGAAAGCAGCACAGUUCAGCCUAUAAGUCAACAGACGAGUAUUCUGGGGCCUCCAAUAAGUCAUCAUCAGAAUCUAGUGAUGCAUCAUUCAGUGGGAUGGAUGAAGACAAAGGGUCUUUAUCAUCAUCAUCUCAGUUCAGACGAGAGACCAGAGCCACAAAAAGGGCCAUACAAAAGGAAGGGUUAAAAAGAAAGCAGGUGACUGCACAAAAACAGUUGAACAGAAGUGAGAGAGACUCCAGUGAAGAUGAUGGUAGUGAGGAUUCUGAAAAAUCUAGCUCAUUAAAGCAACUUAAGUCAAGCAGGGGCAAGAGCGGGUCUACAAGACUAACCAGGAACUCUGCUACUGAUCGGAGAAAGCCAGACUGCAGUGGGCAGGUAAAUGGGCUGAGCAGAUCUCGUGUGGAGCGCAGGAGAGUACAGCACAGCAGUGGCUCUGAGGAAGAUUCUUCUAACAGGGACAAGGGCUCAGAGCUGUGCACUGGCCGGAGGCAGAGGAAAACUGCCAAGGCUGCAGUCAGUAAGAUGAAACUGAUCCAUGCCUCUGAGGAAGAUGAAGGUUCAGAGCAGGAGAAUCAAGCAAACAGCAGCAACUGGCAGACUCCCCACACCAACAGACGUGCUGCUGUGAUCCAGAGCAGCUCUGGCUCUGAUGAGGCAUCAAAAAACAGUGAAGAUUCAGCCAGCAAUGAGGAAAAGAGUGAGGCCAGUGCUGACAGUGACUUCUCUUUUUCACAUCACAAUGGAGAGAGCAAAGGAGCUGGACACAGAUCAUCUAGAAGGACAGUACUGGAAGAAGAUGAUUCUCCACUUGUCAAUGGGUAUAGCCUGGACAAUGGAAGAAAACGUCUAAAUGAAAGCCAAGGUGAUGUGAAAGAUGAGGAACCUCCAGAACCUCAUCAGAAUCACCCUCAUCAAAAUGGACAAAAGAUGGACACACAGGACCUUAAAUAUGCUGAAAAAAUAAGUAAUAUGACGUUUAAAAGUCAUGAAAAAGCAUCUGCCUCAAAAGCACGUGCAAUCCCUGCAGUUACAGCAUUCAAAUCAGAGCAACUGAGCAAUGUUCCAAAGGGUGCUAGUGCUUCAAGAAAAAGAACUAAAUCUGAAGAUGGAACAGGUGGGGAGAAUGCAAGCAGUAGUGCAGAGGAGAUCCCGAUUAAAAAAACUUCACUGAAAAGCAAAAACAAAUUAACAAGGUCCAGUUCCUCUGGUUCUGAAAGUGAAGCGCUAAACUGGAGACGUAAAAAGAAGGACAAGAAGGCUGUUUCUUCAGACGACUGGCAGCAGAGUGAUGAAUCUGAAAAUUAUAAUGAAUUUAACAGGAGACGACCUACUCUCAGAGCCCUCCCUAAAAAGAAAUACAUUACCGACUCUGAAGACGAUGUCUGUUUAGAGGCUGAGGAUCAACACAGAAACGGACGGAGCAGUGUUGUCUCUGGUAAAGAUGGUGGAAAACAACUCCCAGGAGGCUGCUUCAAAUCCAAAAGGAAGCGUAUCAGGAGCUCAGAUUCUGAAGAUAAAGAAGAAGAAAAAGGAACGAUUAGUGAUGAAAGUGAAUGUGAAAAACCCAUCAGAAGACAAAAGCGCCCCAAGCAAUUCAAACCAGAAUCAAAAGAGUCAGAAAGUGACUCUGUCAGUAGAAGGAAAACAGAAAAUGGUCUGUCACGCAAGCAAAAGGGUGUGCUGAGUGAAGAGUUCUGUAAGAAUUCGAAUCGUGGAGGAAAACGGAGACUGAAGAGCAGCAGUGACAGUGGCACGAGCUGCGACAGCCCAGAGGAGUCCAGCGAAGAGUCCAUCUCAGGGUCACAAAGCAGUCCAAAAAGAAGGCUGAGAAACCGCAAACAAGCUGCCAGGCAUUCAGACGUGGAGAGUGACGUCUCCUACGGGAAGCCUCAGAGAACCAGGAAAAUUCGCACUAGAAACCUAGGCAAACGGACUGUGUGUUACCAAGACAGCGAAUGAAGGAAUUUGCUUGGUUGGUCCAUCGGAAAGAGACAAAAACUGGAGACCUUGAAGACAACUUGUUUGGCACAGGAAGCGGAGAGGGUGGAGAAAUAGUAGCAGCACUGGCUUCUUCUAAAUACUGUGAAUCAGUUUCAGGGAUAUCUAUAUAUAUAUUCUGUUGGAGAAAUGUUUUUGGAUACUAAAUUUUGAACUACUAAUUUGGGUGCUUAGACCAGCCCCAUUCUUUUUUGUUUUUGUAAUUUGGCCAACAGAAAAGAAUUAUGUAGAAGAGCAUUUUCUGCUUGGGUGCUAUCUUAAUAUACCUCUUGCUUAAAUUAAGCGUAUUUUGCUGGCUUGCACUAAAAUGGCACACUGUACUGAGGUAUUUCAUACACUAGUUCUGCAUUAGUAUCUCAGGGGUCAACUAUGUUUACCAUUUUCACUGACUUUUUUUUUAAUAUAUAUAUUUCUUUCUCUUUGCGUGUGCGUAUUCCAUUACUGAAAUCUUCCUUGAUUUGACACUCCUUGAAAAAGCCACAUAUUUCAUUGAACUUUAAGGGAUCAUUGAGCCAAAGUGUUCAACAUUUUCCUUUUUUGUACUUUUCUCUGUUAACGUUGGACUGUGUAUAUACAAUGUGGUGUGUGUUUGUCAUUUGUUUUUUUUUCAGCAUUUUUCCAGAUUUUUCUGAGAAUCACUUUGUAGCAAAGCUUUGUAUAUUUAAAUUGAAGCGUUAUUUUGUAUAAAAUUCAAAUGCAUUAUCUUGCCAUACAGUAUAAUUGGUACUUAUUUGCUAAGUACAGAAUAUCAAAUCAGUAUGUACUGCAAAAAAAAUGUAUGAUUUCUCAUAUUGGGAAGACAUUUUAGUAACCUGUUAUGUACUUUCAGUAUUAACUCAUUUUCAGACUUAACUUAUGAACGAUAAAUUACUUUUUUUACCCACCUGAAUUUGGUAGUGUUGGCAUUCAUGGGAAAAAACAGCUGUUAUGACUUCUUUUUUUCUGUCCUUAAUGCCUUUUGCAUAAAGUCAGCUCCUUAAUUCAAGUUUUGCAGAUGUUACAGCUAAUGAUCGCUGAAGUGAUUGAGUUUAUGAUGAAUAAAGUAGCCUACAGUUUAAAGGCACAACUGA
Molecule: messenger RNA, 7735 nt
Organism: Astyanax mexicanus (Mexican tetra)
Lineage: Eukaryota; Metazoa; Chordata; Actinopteri; Characiformes; Acestrorhamphidae
Gene: brwd1
Product: bromodomain and WD repeat domain containing 1
Exons: 43
Coding region: 165-6626 (2153 amino acids)
Biological process (GO): regulation of cell shape; regulation of transcription by RNA polymerase II; cytoskeleton organization
Cellular component (GO): nucleus
Molecular function (GO): protein binding
Source: RefSeq, a predicted model, not a curated record